AGUCCACAUCGCUCCAUGUCCUUCCCCUCCUCUGAGCUGCUCCCCGACUGUCACCUCUUCCCACAUGAGUUCUCCAUUGUGGUCACACUGUCCAUCUCUCACAAGGACCCACAGAGAAACGACUACAUCUUCUCUUUGAUGGACACCAACAGUUCAGACAGAGCCAGAAUCAAGAAGCAGAAGAGCAAUAUUUUUAAAACUUCCCAGACGACCACCAAAGACACCCAAGAGAGACAGGUACCCUCGCUCGACCGGGGGCCCCUCCUGCUGGGCCUGAGGUACUCCCGAAGACGCCUCCACUUCCUCUACAGAGAGCCACACGGACAGGUGAAGAGGCUGGUGUUCAGAACAGCCGGACUAGCCGACAAUCACUGGCACACUUUUGUACUAAACGUCAAAAGCAGUUCAGUGACGCUGACUGUGGACUGCAACCUUCCAGUGGAAAUUGUUCCCUCUGAGCCUUUCCCGUCAGAGCUCAACAUCCACGAAUCCAGAUUCUACGUUGGAAGUCGGGGACGAUGGAAAGGUCUUUUCUCAGGUUUGCUGAGACAGUUGGUGUUGGUCCCUGGUCGUGAUGGUGCUGCCCACAUGUGCCCCUCGCCCGAGCCCCAGCUCACGGCCCUGUCUGUGCCCCCGACUCUGCUCGACCUGCCCAACACGGGGAGAGAGGGGGAGGAAACAGGGACGAGGCAUGAGUCUGGUAUCUCUGUGGGCCUGGACCGUCCCUGCUCGGAGCACACACAGGGCCAGCUCUGGUUCAACCCUCUGAAGAAAGCUCUGUACCUGUGUGACGGCUCCCACUGGGUCACGAUGCUGCAGGAUCACCACAGACUGGACUACAUCCUGGAACACCAAAUCCUCACCACCACCUCCGAGACAAACGAUAUCGAGGUGUUCCAAGUGGCGGGUAUGGGCGUGAUGGCUGCCCUAGCUCACCGCUCCUCAGCCCCCGGGUCGACUGUGUACCUGUGGACACGAGAAGGAUUCCAGAUCUACCAGAAUAUUAGCACGCAUGGAGCUCUGGCCUGGAGACACUUCAAGAUAGGCAAGAAGUCCUACCUGGUGGUGUCCAACUUCGGAGCAGGAGGAGGAGACAGAUCAGACUUAGAACCUGAGAUAGACUUCUCGGUCAUUUACAAAUGGAGCAGGAAGAGGAGGAGGUUUGUGCGUUUACAGACGCUGCAGACACACUGUGCACGAGACUGGGAGGCCUUCACCAUCAACCAGCAACACUACCUCGCUGUGGCCAAUCACAGGAUAGGAAAUAACCACACCAUAGACAGCCUGAUCUACAAGUGGAACAGGUUAGCCAAGGCCUUUGAGCUUCACCAGCGCCUGCCCACAUCAGGAGCCUACGACUGGGAGUUCUUCAGCGUGGGGCCCUACCACUUUCUGGUGGUUGCCAACGCCUUUGAUGGGGUCACGACGUCUGUGGACUCUGUCAUCUAUGUUUGGGUCAAUGAAGCUUUCCAGGUGUUCCAGACUAUUAAGACAUACUGCGCUACAGACUGGGAAAUGUUCCAAAUCGGAGGGAGAGUCUUCCUCGUCGUAGCCAACGGGCACAGACUGGUUGGGAGUGGACAGGGCCGCUAUGCCAUCAACUCCACUAUCUACGAACUGGACCUCCACGCACGCAUGUUUGUUCGCUUCCAAGAUAUUACCACCUACAGCGCGGUGGACUGGGAGUUCUUCAGCCUGGGGGAACAAUACUUUUUGGUUGUGGCCAAUUCUUUCAGCGGAGAAACCUACUCUCUCAACAGCGUUCUGUACAGGUGGCAGGGUUAUGAAGGCUUUGUUCCUGUCCACUUCCUCCCCACUAUUGGGUGCAGUGACUGGGAGUUUUUCACCUGGAAGGGCGAGUCCUAUCUGAUGUACUCCAGUGCGAAAGCUCCUCUAUCCAAGGUUUUUAAGCUCAAGACGUAUUAA
Boleophthalmus pectinirostris (great blue-spotted mudskipper) is the source of this 1926-nucleotide messenger RNA. Its product is annotated as thrombospondin-type laminin G domain and EAR repeat-containing protein-like. The transcript has 12 exons. Lineage: Eukaryota; Metazoa; Chordata; Actinopteri; Gobiiformes; Gobiidae. The record is from RefSeq and is a predicted model, not a curated record. Gene Ontology annotation, biological process: signal transduction. Bases 16 to 1926 code for a protein of 636 amino acids.